AUGAAAGGCAUAUGUUCAGUCUACAUACUUCUCCUUCUAUCAAUACUGUCCACAGCACUCUCAGAAACACCCCCUAGCCCAAACGCGGUCCGCCUUUCCAACGUUCAAACCCUCACUCUCCGCGCAGGCCGCCAAACCUCCCACCGUCGCGUCUUACCUCUACCACAGCUAAAAUGCGUCGGCCCCGAACAAGGCUAUGAUUACGACGAAGAAGACGUCCAAUGGAGCUGUUCCGCCAAUUUACCGUCGGAAUUCAAGCUUGGUUCUACAGAUGUUAUUUGCGAGGGAUACAGAAAUGCGGAUGAUAAAUGGAUUCUCAAGGGGAGCUGUGGGGUGGAAUAUCGUCUCUUGUUGACUGAGAAGGGUGAGGAACGGUACGGACGCUGGCGUCAAUCAAGUACAUCGCCAAAAAGCGGUGAUGAAAAUAAUGGAGUGGGAAAAGCCAUUAUGGUGAUAUUUUUUAUCGCUCUCCUCUUUAUCAUAAUAGUUGCUAUCACCGGGGGCCCUAACAGGGAUGGUAACCGUGGAAGACGACCAAGAAACACCAACCGAGGAGGUGGAGGCGGAGAUGGUGACGACGACGACCCUCCUCCUCCAUACGAUUAUCAACCUCAGUCAUCACGUCAGAAGUCCGAUUCUGGGCCGGGAUUUUGGACUGGAGCAGCUGCUGGAAGUGCAGCUGCUGGAGCGGCUGGGUAUGCGAUGGGUCGGAGACAUGAUCGACGAGAUGACAGGCAGACCAGAGCAGGAUCAUCUUAUACGAGGCGUUAUGAUUAUGACCCGGAGCCGGCUCCAGGACCGUCACGAUCUUUUUCCCCUGGUAGGUCAGAUACCGGGUUUGGGUCUACGAGACGGAGAUGA
Talaromyces stipitatus ATCC 10500 is the source of this 861-nucleotide messenger RNA. Its product is annotated as DUF1183 domain protein. Gene Ontology annotation, biological process: regulation of store-operated calcium entry. Bases 1 to 861 code for a protein of 286 amino acids. The record is from RefSeq and is a predicted model, not a curated record. Lineage: Eukaryota; Fungi; Ascomycota; Eurotiomycetes; Eurotiales; Trichocomaceae. The transcript is spliced from 2 exons. Gene Ontology annotation, cellular component: endoplasmic reticulum membrane.